This is a messenger RNA of Scleropages formosus (Asian bonytongue), 1153 nucleotides long. RefSeq names its product ELOVL fatty acid elongase 2 (gene elovl2). The transcript is spliced from 8 exons. Gene Ontology annotation, molecular function: fatty acid elongase activity. Gene Ontology annotation, biological process: very long-chain fatty acid biosynthetic process; fatty acid elongation, saturated fatty acid; fatty acid elongation, monounsaturated fatty acid. The coding region runs from base 159 to 1040 and encodes 293 amino acids. Lineage: Eukaryota; Metazoa; Chordata; Actinopteri; Osteoglossiformes; Osteoglossidae. The record is from RefSeq and is a predicted model, not a curated record. Gene Ontology annotation, cellular component: endoplasmic reticulum; endoplasmic reticulum membrane.
CCGAGAGCUUCUCUCAACUCUACUGUGGAAGAGGACGGAGAACGUGCGCGCCGCCGCUGCUGUGCGGACUCGCUCUUUUCAUCGCUCCCUCUUCAUUCCCGGGGAAACACGACGGGCACGGCAUCGGACGCCUUCCAGCGGCCUCAUCGUCGACAAACAUGGAUCAAUUAGAGGCCUUUGAUCGACACCUAAACUCAUUUGUGGACGGUCUGUUUGGAGAAAGAGACCCCAGAGUGCGGGGAUGGCUGCUGCUGGACUCCUGCCUGCCCACGCUGUCCUUGACCGCUGUCUACCUCCUCGUGGUCUACCUGGGACCGCUGUACAUGAAGAACAGACCCGCCUAUUCCCUGAAGAACGUCCUGCUGCUGUACAACUUCUCGGUGACCAUGCUCUCCCUCUACAUGCUGGUCGAGCUCAUCCUGUCCAGCUGGACCGCAGGCUACCGACUCCAGUGCCAGAAUCUGGACAGCGCCGGCGACGGGGACAUCAGGGUUGCUAAGGUACUGUGGUGGUAUUACUUCUCCAAAUUAAUAGAGUUCCUGGACACCGUGUUCUUUGUUCUGCGGAAGAAGAACAACCAAAUCACCUUCUUGCACGUGUAUCACCACGCAUCCAUGUUCAACAUCUGGUGGUGUGUGCUCAACUGGAUCCCGUGCGGCCAGAGCUUCUUCGGGCCGAUGCUGAACAGCUUCAUCCACGUGCUCAUGUACUCCUACUACGGCCUGUCCACCAUUCCAUCCAUGCACAAGUACCUCUGGUGGAAGAAAUACCUCACUCAGGCUCAGCUGGUCCAGUUCGUAAUGACCAUUACGCACACGCUGAGCGCGGCCGUCUACCCGUGCGGCUUCCCCCUGGGCUGCCUCCUCUUCCAGUCUUCCUACAUGAUGACUCUGGUCAUCCUCUUCAUCAACUUCUACAUUAAGACGUACAAGAAGAAGCAGCCGCAAGCAGAUGGGAAAGAGCGGAGGAACGCGGUGAACAACCACGCUAACGGGUAUUCUCCCAGCAAUGGAGCGAGCGCCAAACGGAAGAAGCACUAGCUCUGGCUGAGAGAGGAACGGGAGAGCACAGUAAAGCAAGGUAACAGGAUUUAAGGGUGAUCUGAGACAUCACCGAACACGGUAGACAGGAACUAAAACAUUUCACGUCGGAC